AUGCUGCAGGAUCAUUCCUCACCCCUCUCAAGAUACAUUAAACUCUUGUUCCUGGCGUUAGCUGUCCUUGUGGUUCUGGCUCAGGCUUCCCCAGAUGGAUGGUUCCAAGAGUGCCAUUAUUCAGUUGGCCAAUGCAGGAUAGCUUGCAAAGAAAAUGAGAAGACAAAAGAAAAAUGUGUGGGGAACAGAUUUUGCUGCCUCCCUGUAAAAAAGCAGAAAUCAUCAGACUUCCCAAGAAACAAGAAAUGACAUGUAAGACUAUGGCGAGCGCAACUAACUCUCUAUUUAAGAUUUGUGACAAAAGAAUUUUAACAGACCUUAUAAUGAGUCAGUGAAAUGACUAUGUAGGCACUUGCCUGGUUCUUAGAUUUUAGAUAAUGCUGGGUACUCACA
This is a messenger RNA of Myotis daubentonii (Daubenton's bat), 393 nucleotides long. RefSeq names its product beta-defensin 115-like. The record is from RefSeq and is a predicted model, not a curated record. NCBI's taxonomy places the organism in Eukaryota, Metazoa, Chordata, Mammalia, Chiroptera, Vespertilionidae.